Molecule: messenger RNA, 2103 nt
Organism: Cavia porcellus (domestic guinea pig)
Lineage: Eukaryota; Metazoa; Chordata; Mammalia; Rodentia; Caviidae
Product: liver carboxylesterase 1-like
Exons: 14
Coding region: 208-1908 (566 amino acids)
Biological process (GO): lipid catabolic process
Cellular component (GO): endoplasmic reticulum; lipid droplet
Molecular function (GO): carboxylic ester hydrolase activity
Source: RefSeq, a predicted model, not a curated record
CUGAGAGCUGGGAAUGAACUGUUCAGAUAACAAGUUAAAUACUGAGCGGCGUGAUUAGGGGGAAGCCUUUCCAAGAGGAAAAUAAUUUUUAUUUUUGUCAUUUCAGAUUACUCAGUUAGGUUAAGUAGGCAAGGCCGUGCUUGCUUUUAGGGAAGAUCAGUGCAUUCCCUUGGAGCAGAAAGAACACACUGGCCCUGCUGUCCUUCCAUGAUGCAGCUUUGUGCUCUGAUCUUGGCCUGUCUUACUGCUUGCACAGCCUGGGGGCACACAUCCUUGCCACCUGUGGUGGACACUGUGCAUGGCAAAGUCCUGGGAAAAUAUGUCAGCUUGGAAGGAUUUUCACAGCCUGUGGCUGUCUUCCUGGGCGUCCCUUUUGCUAAGCCUCCUCUGGGGUCCCUGAGGUUUACUCCUCCACAGCCUCCAGAGCCAUGGAACUAUGUGAAGAACACCACCUCCUACCCUCCCAUGUGUUCCCAAGAUUCAGAAGGGAGUAGGCCACUCUCUGAUCUCUAUACCAAUAGGAAGGAGAGCAUUCCCCUGUGGCAUUCUGAAGACUGUCUAUAUUUAAAUAUUUACACCCCUGUGGACGUGAGGAAGAAAAGCAGUCUGCCGGUGAUGGUGUGGAUCCAUGGAGGUGGUCUUGUGGUGGGUGCAGCAUCAACCUAUGAUGGACUGGCCCUCUCAGCUCAUGAGAAUGUGGUAGUAGUGACCGUUCAGUUCCGCCUGGGCAUCUGGGGAUUCUUCAGCACAGGGGAUGAACACAGCCGGGGAAACUGGGGCUAUUUGGACCAGGUGGCUGCACUGCGCUGGAUCCAGGACAACAUUGCCAACUUUGGAGGGAACCCACGCUCUGUGACCAUCUUUGGACAGUCAUCAGGAGGUCAAUGUGUCUCUGUUCUUGCAUUGUCUCCUCUGGCCAACAACCUCUUCCACAGGGCUAUUUCUCAGAGUGGAGUGGUGUUCACUGCUGGCAUGUUCACUAAAGAUGUGAUGCCUGUGGCUCAGAGAAUUGCUGAUAUUGCUGGAUGCAAAACUACCACAUCAGCUGUCAUGGUUCACUGCCUGCGCCAAAAGACAGAGGAUGAGCUUUUGGAGGUGACAAAGAAAAUGAAUCUUCUUGGUGUGGAUUUAUUUGGAGACCCCAGUGAGCACUAUCCCUUUAUUCCUGCUGUUGUUGAUGGUGUGCUGCUGCACAAGACACCUGAGGAAAUUCUGGCAGAAAAGAAUUUCAACAUCGUUCCCUAUAUGGUAGGAAUCACCAAGAAUGAAUUUGGCUGGAUCAUUCCAAUGUUGAUGAGAAAUCCAAUCCCUGAAGGCAAACUGGACCAGAAGACAGCCACAUCACUCUUGUGGAAGUUCCAUCGCUUUGUUAAUAUUCCUGAGGAACUGAUAGCAGUGGCCACUGAGAAGUAUUUAGGAGGAACAGAUGACCUUGUCAAAAAAAGAGAACUGUUCCUGGACUUAAUAGCAGAUUUUAUGUUUGAUAUCCCAUCUGUGAUUGUGGCCCGUGGCCACAGAGAUGCUGGAGCCCCAACCUACAUGUAUGAGUUCCAGUACCUCCCAAGCUUCUCAUCAGACUUAAGACCCAAGACAGUGAUUGGAGACCAUGGGGAUGAGAUCUUCUCAGUGCUUGGGGCUCCAUUUUUAAAAGAGGGUGCUUCAGAAGAAGAGAUCAGCCUUAGCAAGACAGUGAUGAAAUUCUGGGCCAACUUUGCUCGGACUGGGAACCCCAAUGGGAAGGGGCUACCACAUUGGCCAGAGUACGACCAAAAGGAAGGAUACCUGCAGAUUGGUGCCACCAUCCAACCUGCCCAGAGACUCAAAGACAAAGAAGUAGUUUUCUGGACUGAGGUUAUAGCCAAGGAGGCAGUGAAGAAGCCACACCAAAAAGAACACACAGAACUCUGAAAGGAAGGCCUACCUAGCCUUGGAAGCCUGGAGCAGUCAACACAGCUGUAUUUAAAGACAAUGUUUGGUGAUCAGAGCUACAUCUUACUGUAGAUCCUGAAGAAUUGUUUGUUGAGAGUGAUGGGCAGAAUGCAAGGAUAGGAAUGAUUGUAUUUUGACCUGAAUUUGAAGAUAAAUAUUCUUUUUGACACAAAA